CAGACAGUAAACACCCAAAAAAAGAAUGAUCUCUUUAGCAUGUCGCAUUCAAAAGAUAUUCUUAUUUUACUGAAGGGUGUGAAAAUACAUUUUUCAUAUAAAUAUUAAUUUUUUGUUUUGCACAUAUAAUAAAUAGCAAGGGAUUAUAUAUGCACACAACCAAAGAAAAUGCUGUGAAUGGACUCAUUGUUUAGAGUAGGACCUAAGAUAAAAGAUGGUGUAUCAUUUGUGGCUAUCUGUGGUAUCUGAGGCAGCUCACGCUCAAGUUUCACAUACAUUUACAAAAGACCAUUUUUUACCUUAUUAUUCAUUCAACAAUGGUUGGAUAUGUGUUGAUAAUAGAUCAAAAAUAACGCCUUAUUCCUGAGAAUGAGAGCUUUCAUUUGAUAUAAGACUUGCCCAUGUUUGUCAUAUUUGAAAAAUAUGAAAUAUGUGAAUAUUAAAUUAUAUAAAAAAAUAUGGGGGGUGUGAUAGUGUAAAUUAAGUGUAAAUGACUUUCAUACAGUAAAAGAUAUGUCAAAGUGAUGCAUAUCUGCAGAAAGUAGAGACUCCAAGCUUUCAAACAGUAUCUCAUGUGUGUUACUGGUGUCCAUGACGGACCAUUAAAGAUUAAAAGAACAUUUUAUAUUAAGUCAAAAUAUGAAAUUUUGGACCCAGGACAGGGUCCUCAGGGUUGAAGAGGUUAAGAAAUUCAAUAAACGUUUCCCCAUGUUUAUUUGAGCUUGUGUCAAACACCACCCUGGAGGUAAUAUCCUCCUCAACACCCUCCUCAUGCAAUUACAUUUUAAACAAUUUGAAUAAAUCUUUAUGGUGACAGAACAACAGAAAGAUGACAGCAAGCAGGUGGAGCAUGUUUGUCACUCACAGUGUAUAAAUAAGAGCAAAUGACAAUAAUGUGUACCAAAGUGAAUCUUCAUUCUCCAUCAAACGUAUCUCAAACAGGUUAUUAUUAAACUACUUGUCAUGGACCUUCACUGGGUAACCUUUUCUCUUGCAUUAGUCUGUUGGAUGUCUCCUGGUGGAAAAUCAUGCGAUAAUUAUGAAUCUGGCUCAGCUUAUCGUAGACUUUUUAAUGUGCUUAGCUCGAGGGAAGACAACUUGUUAAAUAACACGCGACCCUUAUACAGAAAUACACUCACCUGGGUUUAUGUGGACUUGUAUGUGACCUCCAUCACAGAUGUGGUAUGAGUCCAGUAUUGUUUACUCUCUUUAUUUGGGUCAUUAUGAAUCUGAGAUGUCAAGCAGUUGUGGUUCAUCACAUUUGCUUUUAUCCACAGAAUGAAAAAGCUCAGAGCAUCUCAACACAAAUAAAAUUAUACACUGUUUGGGUACCAUGGGACUACUUGUGGGACCCUGCAGAUUAUUGUAAUAUUGAAACAAUUACAGUUCGAAAAGAUUUGAUUUGGACUCCAGACAUUACCAUCACAGAAAGCCUCAAAACCGAGUUUGGAUCAAAGGAGUGUCCAUAUGUGCAGAUAACAUGGGAUGGCUAUUUAUACACCGUGGAUAUUUUAUCUGUGACCUCAGCCUGUAAGAUGGACUUGUACAGGUUUCCAUUUGACACACAAAGCUGCAAUUUAACACUUCAAUCUUUAGUCUAUAAAGCUAAUGAGCUAUUCUUUACUGGACACACUGAUCAAGAGUCUCUCACUUUUAAAUCUCGGGAGAACUUUCAGACCCAGGGAGAGUGGGAUCUUCUCAAUAUAUAUGUAUCCACAGCUGGUUCCAGUACUUCGGGGUUCUUACAAAGUUGCCAAAUAUUUCAGAUCACCAUCAAGAGGAGACCUCUGCUGUAUAUCAUCAACUUAAUUUUUCCAGUAUUUUGUUUUCUUGUGCUGGAUGUGGCCUCCUUCUUUAUGAAUGCAUCUGAAUCCGAGAAGCUGGGCUUUAAAGUGACUUUACUGCUGUCCAUAUCUGUGUUACUACUGAUUCUUAAUGACAAGCUGCCAUCUACUGCCAGUGAAAUGCCACUGAUUGGGAUUUACUGCAUUGGGGUUUUCUCACUUAUUGGCAUAAGUAUUCUGGAGACCAUCUUUGUGAGCAUUCUGAUUGCUAAAGGAAAAGAGACCAAACGAGUAACACCAACAGAAAGCGGAGUAGACUUAACCGUUCAACAUGAUGAUGUAAUAUACUUGCAUAACUCUCUAGACACAGUUACCGGUAGAACUGAACAGAUGACAUGUACGCCCGACAUGCUGAAGCAGAUCCUUAUGGAGUUUCGGGAUUCUACUCACCAACACCAAGAAAAAGCCUCACCGUGCUGGACCUUAGCAGCAAGAAUUGUAAAUGUGAUCUUUAUUGUUCUUUACAUAAUCACCGUUAUUGUGUUUCUGUCCUUUCUUGGCAAGGUUUGGUUUCAAUUAUAAUAUAAUUUUAUACACAGCAAUUUCAGUUGAAUUCAACACCUAACAAGUAAGUUGUUGUUCAGAGUUGGAAUUAAUUGACAGACUUAAUCAUGUUGGCAAGGUUUUAACCCAACUCCUUAGAGAUGUGAUUACACUCCCAACUCCUUUAAAAAAAUGUAUUUGCCUGUAAUGCAAUCUGUAACUUUAUCCUCUCUAUCACCAUCUCUGUUGCUGCAUUUUAUAUCUUGUAAAGUUUGUUGGUUUCAUUUAAAGUCACCAUCAUCAGUGUUUGCAUUUCAUUAAGCUCAUUUUCACUGUGAUGGUCUCCCUUACAACAGCACAUUUUUGCUUGCACCUCCAAAACAAAGUUAUUGGUGUCAAAUGUGUAGCCUACACUGGUGUUUACAAUAUAUGCAUAUAAACAUCAGCAGUGUACGUUUUGAUCUAGUUAUUUUACUGUGUAUAGAGUGACAAAUUAAACAUGCUAUAAUAAAUUAUUUAUAGAGGGUAUGCACAUGAUAUCACCGUUGGUACAGCGUGAUAUUGGCGUCGAAAUGGGAAAAAUCUGUUGUGCGAUAGACUGUACUAAAAGAUUAACAAGAAUUCUGAGCUCUUUUUACAGACUGCCAAAAAAUCACAUAAAGGAGAAGUACAUAGAUAGUUCAUGCCAACGUCCACAGGUGGGUUGACAAGUUGCUAGGGUCACUAUC
Molecule: messenger RNA, 3055 nt
Organism: Paramisgurnus dabryanus
Lineage: Eukaryota; Metazoa; Chordata; Actinopteri; Cypriniformes; Cobitidae
Source: RefSeq, a predicted model, not a curated record